This is a messenger RNA of Molossus molossus (Pallas's mastiff bat), 1455 nucleotides long. It is a transcript of the gene ZFP92, whose product is annotated as ZFP92 zinc finger protein. The record is from RefSeq and is a predicted model, not a curated record. The transcript is spliced from 5 exons. Lineage: Eukaryota; Metazoa; Chordata; Mammalia; Chiroptera; Molossidae. Gene Ontology annotation, biological process: regulation of DNA-templated transcription. Bases 1 to 1455 code for a protein of 484 amino acids.
AUGGCAGCCAUUCUUCUGACAACCAGACCCAAGGUGCCAGUAUCUUUUGAGGAUGUGUCCGUGUACUUCACCAAGACAGAAUGGAAGCUUCUGGAUCUCAAACAAAGGAUCCUCUACAAGAGAGUGAUGCUGGAGAACUACCGCCAUUUGGUGUCCCUGGGAUUUUCAUCCUCCAAACCUCACCUGGUCUCCCUGCUGGAGCGAGGGGAGAGGCCUUGGGUAGCAGGCAUCAACAGGACAAGGGAUGCCACAGGAAUACAAGCAGAUGAAAGGAUCAAGAGCAAGACAUUGAGUUCCAAGAAGAAACAAUGUCCAAAAGAAUUCACAGGGGCUGAUCUUCAGGGUAGCAGAAAGGGCCAGGUAGCCAGGCUAGAUAUGGUGCAGAGAAGCAGCCACGGUGUUAGGCAGGAUUCAGUUCUAAGGCAACAGUGUUCCAAAGGUGAAGAGAAGCGGUACCUAUGUCAACAGUGUGGGAAAUCCUUCAGCCGGAGCUCCAACCUCAUUAAGCACCGCAUAAUCCACAGUGGCGAGAAGCCUUAUGAGUGCUCUGAGUGUGGGAAACUCUUCCGGCGCAGCUUCGCCCUUCUGGAGCACCAACGCAUCCACAGUGGCGAGAAGCCCUACGAGUGCAAUGAGUGUGGGAAGACCUUUACGCGCAGCUCCAACCUCAUCAAGCACCAAAUUAUCCACAGUGGUGAGAAGCCCUACAAGUGCCCAGAGUGUGGGAAACUCUUCCGGCGCAGCUUCGCACUCCUGGAGCACCAGCGCAUCCACAGUGGUGAACGGCCCUAUGAGUGCAAUGAGUGUGGAAAGGCCUUCAGCAGGAGCUCUAACCUCAUCGAGCACCAGCGUAUUCACAGUGGUGAGAAGCCCUACAAGUGCAGCCAGUGUCCCAAAGCCUUCAAGGGUGUCUCCCAGCUUAUUCACCACCAGCGCAUCCAUAGCAGGGAGAAACCAUUUGAGUGCAAGGAGUGCGGGAAGGCCUUCCGGGGCCGCUCAGGCCUCAGUCAGCACCGCCGGGUGCACAGUGGCGAGAAGCCCUAUGAAUGCAGCGAGUGUGGGAAGACCUUCAGCAGAAGAUCCAACCUCUUUAAGCACCAGGCAGUUCACAGCGAGGAGAGGCCCUACGAGUGUCAAGAUUGCAGGAAGGUGUUCCGGAGCAGUUUAGUUCUCCUGGAGCAUAGGCGGGCGCAUGAGUGUGGGAAAGCCUGCAGCAAGAGUGGUGAGAAGCCCUGCACGUGUGGUGAGUGUGGCAAGUGUGACAAGGCCUUUAAGGGGAAACUGAAGCUUCGUCACUAUCAGAAAACUCGCCAUGGAAGGAAGACUUUGGACGACAGUGACUGUGAAAAAGAGCCAGACUCCUUGGCCCUCAGAAGGCCCACUGCAGAGCCCCACCCUGCGGAUGAGAAGCAGGAGACAGACUCUGAAUGCACGGCUACCCACAGUGCCAUCUGA